GACAUGUUUUGAAUUUUCUUUUUAGUUUAAUAUGGCUGGUAAAUUUAAAAUGGGUGGCAAUCUAGAUUUUGAUGAAGGAGAAGAAAGUGACGAUCCUUUAGGGGAUGAACCAUGGCUUAUGAAUCGUUUAACAAAUGAUGACGAUGAUGAUGAUAUCCUCUUUCCCAUUCAUGUUAUUCCUUCUGAUGAAGUUAUUUGUGGACCUGGUCGACAGCAUGCUAAAAUGGUGGAUAAGUUUUUGGUUGGCAAAACAUUAGGAGAAGGCUCUUAUGGAAAAGUAAAAGAGGCACUGGAUAUAAAUGGUUUACAUAGACGAGCUAUAAAGAUAUUGAAAAGACGUAAGCUACGUAAAAUUCCUAGGGGUGAAGAGAAUGUAAAACGUGAAAUUUGGAUGUUAAAAAGAAUUAAUCACAGGAAUGUGAUAGAGUUAAUUGAUGUUAUUUAUAAUAGUGUUAAGGAAAAGAUUUAUAUUAUUAUGGACUAUUGUGUUUGUGCAAUGCAUGAAAUGUUAAAGCACGCACCUGGAAAUAUUUUUCCAGAGUGGCAAGCACAUUUUUACUUUUCGCAACUGAUAGAUGGCCUGGAAUACCUCCAUGGUGUUGGUAUUGUACACAAGGAUAUUAAGCCAUCAAACUUAUUGAUUACGACAGACCAAAUGUUAAAAAUAUCUGAUUUUGGUGUUGCAGAACAGUUAGAUCCUUUUGCAGAAGAUGAUUCUUGUGUAACCAGUCAAGGGUCUCCAGCUUUUCAACCACCAGAAAUUGCUAAUGGAGUUGAAGUUUUUCAUGGUUUUAAGCUAGAUAUCUGGGCCGCCGGAGUCACUUUAUUCAAUAUUGUUACCAGCAAAUAUCCAUAUGAAGGAGAUACUAUUUAUAAAUUAUUUGAAAACAUUGGUAAAGGACAAUUAAUACUGCCUUCAGAGUUAGACAACGCCAUCAGUAGUAUUCUUGCUGGAAUGCUUCAUUCUGACUUUAACAAAAGAUUUACAAUUAGUGAAAUUAGAGGGCAUAUUUGGUUUGUGAAAAAAUAUUGCAAAUAUGAGCCAGCUGUUGGUUUUCCACUUUUAGAUUCCUCAGACUCUGAUGUGGAAAGAAAUAUGACUACCAUACCAUAUUUAGAAAUGCUAAAUAAUGAUAACGUUGUUGUUGUCCUUGAUGAUUCGAACAUGUCAAGAUGUUGCAGUACAGAUCAGUUUGCUCCAAAUUUUACAGAACCUAAUAAUCAUCUUCUUAUAAAGCAAUCUUCUGAUUUUGAUUUAGGGGGUAAAGAUAUUGAAAAAAAGAAAAAGAAUCGCAAGUACACACCAAACAGUUGUAAGAAUAUGUAGUGUUGAACACUCCCUUCUUUUAAUAGGAUCUGUGUGUGAGUAGUUUUAUGAAAUGAAAA
This is a messenger RNA of Hydractinia symbiolongicarpus, 1386 nucleotides long. RefSeq names its product serine/threonine-protein kinase STK11-like. Gene Ontology annotation, cellular component: nucleus; cytoplasm. Lineage: Eukaryota; Metazoa; Cnidaria; Hydrozoa; Anthoathecata; Hydractiniidae. The transcript has a single exon. Gene Ontology annotation, biological process: protein phosphorylation; establishment of cell polarity; regulation of cell growth. Gene Ontology annotation, molecular function: protein serine/threonine kinase activity; ATP binding; protein kinase activator activity. The record is from RefSeq and is a predicted model, not a curated record. Bases 32 to 1327 code for a protein of 431 amino acids.